This is a messenger RNA of Myotis davidii, 1285 nucleotides long. RefSeq names its product 26S proteasome non-ATPase regulatory subunit 4. Gene Ontology annotation, cellular component: nucleus; cytosol; proteasome regulatory particle, base subcomplex. Gene Ontology annotation, biological process: proteasome-mediated ubiquitin-dependent protein catabolic process. NCBI's taxonomy places the organism in Eukaryota, Metazoa, Chordata, Mammalia, Chiroptera, Vespertilionidae. The coding region runs from base 21 to 1172 and encodes 383 amino acids. The record is from RefSeq and is a predicted model, not a curated record. Gene Ontology annotation, molecular function: polyubiquitin modification-dependent protein binding. The transcript is spliced from 2 exons.
GGAGGGAGGACGGUGGCAAGAUGGUGUUGGAAAGCACUAUGGUUUGCAUGGACAACAGCGAGUAUAUGCGGAAUGGGGACUUCUUACCUACCCGGCUGCAGGCCCAACAGGACGCUGUCAACAUAGUAUGUCACCCCAAGACCCGUAGCAACCCUGAGAACAACAUGGGCCUCAUCACACUGGCCAAUGACUGUGAAGUACUGACCACACUCACCCCUGACACCGGCCGCAUCCUGUCCAAGCUUCAUACUCUUCAUACUGUCCAGCCCAAGGGCAAGAUCACCUUCUGCACUGGCAUCCGAGUGGCCCACUUGGCUUUGAAGCACCGGCAGGGCAAGAAUCACAAGAUGCGCAUCAUUGCCUUUGUGGGGAGCCCCGUGGAGGACAACGAGAAGGAUCUGGUGAAACUGGCAAAAAGCCUCAAGAAGGAGAAAGUAAAUGUUGACAUUAUCAAUUUUGGGGAAGAGGAAGUGAACACGGAAAAGCUGACAGCCUUUGUGAACACCUUGAAUGGCAAAGAUGGAACUGGAUCUCAUCUGGUGACAGUGCCUCCUGGGCCCAGCCUCGCCGAUGCCCUCAUCAGUUCUCCGAUUCUGGCUGGUGAAGGCGGUGCCAUGCUGGGUCUUGGUGCCAGUGACUUUGAAUUUGGAGUGGAUCCCAGUGCUGAUCCUGAGCUGGCCCUGGCCCUUCACGUUUCUAUGGAAGUGCAGCGGCAGCGGCAGGAGGAGGAGGCCCGUCGGGCAGCUGCAGCCUCCGCGGCUGAGGCAGGGAUUGCUCCAACUGGGACCGAAGGUGAAAGAGACUCAGACGACGCCCUGCUGAAAAUGACCAUCGGCCAGCAGGAGUUCAGCCGCACCGGGCUCCCUGACCUAAGCAGCAUGACCGAGGAAGAGCAGAUCGCUUAUGCCAUGCAGAUGUCCCUGCAGGGCGCAGAGUUUGGCCAGGCAGAAUCAUCUGAUAUUGAUGCCAGUUCAGCCAUGGACACCUCUGAGCCCACCAAGAAGGAGGAUGAUUACGACAUGAUGCAGGACCCCGAGUUCCUGCAGAGCGUCCUGGAGAACCUUCCAGGUGUGGACCCCAACAAUGAGGCCAUUCGAAACGCCAUGGGCUCCCUGGCCUCCCAGGCCACCAAGGAUGGCAAGAAGGAAAAGAAGGAGGAGGACAAGAAAUGAGACUGGAGGGAAGGGUCGCUGAGUUUACCCGGGGGCUGCACUGGGUGGGUGGGACAUAGGGCUAGAUGUUAACCAAUACAACUAAAUAAAGCUUGGCAACUUUUUUUUUUCUU